AUUAUUGGAAGGUCCAACACAUUCACGUUCUGUUCCCGCGACAUCUGUGAAAUCAACUUAGGCUAUUAUUAUAUAAGGGCGUCGAGAACGUUCGUCGUAGGCUAACGGAGCGCAAACCAAGAAAAAAUGUGUAAAACAAAAAAUGUUUAACACAUGCUACGAAUUCGUUCUAUUGGCCCAUCCCAAGUAGGCUAUAAAGUUGCGCUUCGUUACGCCGCGUUUGUCGCUAGUGUGAAAGUGUUUUUCAUUUUUUUUUUACUAUUCAGUCGACGGGAAACUGGUGGUUGGGCAUCAAGCUGAAAACGUUUAUUCCCGAAAUAAUAUCAACUAUAGGUAUAAUAUGUACGAAAGCAACAUGAGUGUUUUGCGCCAACAGUUUAAAAAUGGUUUUGCAUUGCGUACAUUUUUGAUUUGUGUCAUUUCGUUUGUGACUCUAUUGGCCAUUUCCGUUUUAUACACACCUGCUCUUCAAGACCGUAAUUUUCUAGUACGCCUAUUAGGUCCAUUUAAAUCAACUUGUAGUUACGCUGCUGACCGAAGAGGUCCUAAUCAAAAGAUCAUCAGCUAUUCUCUUUAUGGGAACUUUUCUGGGCAUGAUCAUAUCAGAAAAUAUGUACUUCCACUUAAAGAAACCCUCAAUUCGAUACCUUCAAUAUAUCCAGGGUGGAUUGUUAGGAUUUAUCACAAUUUGAAAAAAGACGACAGCCAAAGUUGGGAAUCGUUCAAUAGCCAUUUAGAAAUAGGAAGUCACGUCGAUAUUUGCAAUGCCACAGAAGUUGUGGAAAAUCGAAAAUUGGGAACACAUCUAGGUGCCGCGACCUGGCGUUGGUUACCUAUGCUCGAUGAAAUGGUGGACACGGUAAUGUCUAGAGACUCUGAUAGUCGAAUCAUACCUCGUGAAGAGGAUGCCGUUCGUGAAUGGUUGGCCAGUGACCGGAUUUACCAUAUUAUGAGAGACCACCCAAAUCACUGUACUAGUUUUAUUCUAGCAGGUAUGUGGGGAGUCAAACUCAGCCAAGAUCGUCCACAAAUCGCGGGUUUGUUCCAGAAGAUUUUAAACAUGGAACAUAAGGAUUACUACGGUUACGAUCAAACAUUUUUGAAAGACUACUUUUGGCCUAUUGCGCAAACCAACAUGGUGUCUCAUGACAGUUACUGCUGUGGAAAUUUUCCGUUCAGUCGGCCGUACCCGACGCCAAGAACUAACGGCCAUUUCAUCGGCGAGCGAAAUAUCCCCUCUGAAGCCCUUAGGUUUCCAUGUCCGGUCAAAUGUCGCCCAGUAAACGCUACAUCCGAGUGGAAUUAUUGCUGAAUUUGUUUACCUAUAUGCUGUAGAUCCGAAAAUGACGGGCUUCUUCAAGAAGUAGGCUACAGACGGCAUUUAGUAAUUAUUUAAUAUAAGAUUUCUGGCUUGCUGUAAAGUAUUUUGCCUUAAAAUUUUCAUUGUCACUCAGACAAGUGCAUAAUUUUCCUUCCCAUUUCAGUGACGUUGUCACAGUUCCUGUUAUUCCGUGUUAUUCCUAAUAUACGUCGUUUUGUUAUGUAUUUAUCCGUGGUUUGCACAAUAUUCUGAUAAAUUCUGCAAUAGUUUAUUGUUAAUAACCUCUACGAAAUUUAUUGUUAAAGAAGAUAAUCUGCUAUUGAUAUUGUCCAUUAUAAUUUUGCGACUUGUCCCUUGCUGGUGUAUGCAAUUUUUUUCAAACAAAAUCUAAAAUAGUUCAUUCAAACCGAUACAAACCGAUACACCGCAGUUUAAAACCGAUAUACGGCGGACGGCGCCAUGAUUUCCUGGCGUGACUCAGUUUGCUAUUUUCCACUGGACGAUAAAGAAUACACAAUGCGACAAAAUAGA
Messenger RNA from Daphnia pulex (common water flea), 1852 nucleotides. RefSeq lists its product as uncharacterized. The transcript has 5 exons. The record is from RefSeq and is a predicted model, not a curated record. Lineage: Eukaryota; Metazoa; Arthropoda; Branchiopoda; Diplostraca; Daphniidae. The coding region runs from base 341 to 1312 and encodes 323 amino acids.